AUGCGUCACAGUUCUUGUAAGUAUUUUAGCUGAAACUGGCAACUCAGUGAGAAAUCCCAAAUUUCUGGGUGUCACUUCGUCUGAUGUUGGUGUGAGAGUGUCUCUAAGGAUUUACUAUUUUUGUGUAGUAAUCAAUGAAUUAGUUACAAUCAAACACAAGGAAUAGAUAAAACAACACACCGGCUUAUCAUUUAUAGCAUUUCAUUCAUCAAUUUUUCAUAGUUUUGGAAGAUAAGUAGUACUGUAAGAUCGCUUUACGGCGCUACAUGCAUGUGUAUGUUAAAUCAGUAGGAAUAACAAAGUCUUAAAGUAUCGCGAUUAUUUUCAUAAGCUAAAUAUUAGUGCUUUUACUUGAAGAAAAUUGAUUACUGACAGACAUGAGGCUGAUAAUUUUGAACUUAUUUACUAUUUUAUUGGCAUGUGUUAUGGCUACAUCCUCCAGGGAAGAGGAGGAUGCCAGCGAUAGCGUGGAUUCGGGACCAAAUCAUUUCCAACCGAUGGUGGCCGUAUUAUGUGGUCAUGGAAAAUUAUUGAACAAAUAUCUGGACGAAAAUCGACGUUGGGUCACUGACUCAGACCCAAAAGCUAUUUGCACAAAGGAUAAACUUGAAAUCCUGGAAUACUGUCGAAAGGUAUAUCCGUCUAAGGACAUCACAAAUAUUGUAGAAUCCAGCCGCUAUUUCAAAAUCGAUAAUUGGUGCAAGCCUGGUCAAAAGAAGUGUAAAGCUAGUCAUUGGGUUAAACCAUACAGAUGUCUUCAAGGACAAUUCCAGAGCGAUGCCCUGCUUGUUCCAGAACAUUGUCUCUUCGAUCAUAUUCAUAAUCAAAGCAUUUGCCAGACAUUUGAUGAGUGGAACAAUACUGCAGCCCACAGUUGCCUUGAUAGAACUAUGCAGCUGAGAAGCUUUGCAAUGCUUCUGCCUUGUGGUGUAGAUCUAUUUUCUGGUGUUGAAUUUGUUUGCUGUCCUAAAAAUGACAAAGAUACUGGCAUAGUAAAUGACGACGGUCGCAAAGGAGAUAGUGGGGUUGAUUCAGAAGAUGGCUCAAAUGAGGAUGAAGAUUAUGACGAUGACUAUUAUGAUGAUGAAGAUUAUGAUGAUGAUAACAAUGAUGAUGAUGAAGACAUGUCUCGAGCAUCCACUACUACUUCAACCACCACCACUACUACAACAACUACAACCACUACUACAACAGAGAGGCCUGUUGAUUACUAUUAUAGUCAUUUUGACAAGAAACAUGAACAUGAAUUUUUCAAAGAAGCCCAAAAAUCCUUAGAAGAAAGUCAUAGAGAAAGAGUUACAAAAGUCAUGAAAGAAUGGAGUGAGUUGGAAGAACGUUACCAAGAAAUGAAAGUUAAGGAUCCCAAAGCUGCAGAAGAUUUCAGGAAAAAAAUGAGUGCUAGAUUCCAAAAGACUGUAGAAGCUUUGGAGGAGGAGGGAUCUGCUGCUAAGAGACAAAUGUCAGCAAUGCACCAACAACGCAUCAUGUCAAUCAUCAAUAUGAGGAAGAAAGCUGCUAUGGAUUGCUAUACUGCUGCAUUGGAUCAGGCAAAUCCAAAGACCAAGAAAAUUGAGAAAUGCUUAGAGAAACUGCUUAGGGCCCUAGAAAAAGACCGCCGACACACCCUCAACCAUUAUCGCCACCUGUUGAAUUCUAAUCUUAAACAGGCUCUGAAUGAAAAGGAAGCCACACUUGAGCACCUAGACAGCCUUAAUAAAAUAGCUAAUCAGAGCCUUUCUAUGUUGGAUAGAGUUCCCAAUGUUGCUGAGAAAAUUAGGAUGAGGAUGGUUGCUGUUUGGCAUCAUUUACAUGGAUUAGGACCCAAAGCAGCUAUCACACGUGAUGUAGAUGAAGCUAUUGUGGAGAAAUAUAAGGAAGAAGUUACUGAGAAGCAAAAGGAACGAGAAAGACAGAAGAAACUGAUGGAAGAAAGGAGGCAGGAAUUGAAAGAAUUACGUGAAGAAAAGAAGCGAGUUAUUGCCAAUCAUGGUGGCAAACUAGACAGAGAAUUUGAUCCUGAAUCAAUGGAAGAUGAGAGCAUUAUUGAAAGUACACCAAUGCCUCAGCCAGUAAAGUUGGCGGAUCUGUCAGGUGUUGAACAUAACUCUGUUGAUCACGAAGAUAUUCCCGUACCCAAACUGGCUCAUAUACAGAACCAACCAUUCCACCAUAAUGAAGUUACAUUUUCUGUCAGAAAAGAAAGCAUGGAGAGACUGAGAUGGAAUGGAAGUGUGUACAUUACUUUGGCCUUUGCUGGUGUUGCACUUCUCACUGCAAUGAUUGUUGGCAUAGUCCUGCUGCGGCGACACUCGCAUCGCUCCCCACAUGGGCAGGGAUUUGUUGAAGUGGACCAGGCUGCAACCCCUGAAGAGAGGCAUGUAGCCAACAUGCAAAUCAACGGUUACGAAAACCCAACCUAUAAGUAUUUUGAAACCCAGAGCAAUUGAAGAUUUAUUUUUAAUGUUUUACUUUACACCACUAACCGAACACUUAACUAGCAUUUUAGUCGUUGCCAGUUUUAGUAGGGGGGAUUUAUUAUAUGAAAUAUUUUUUAUUUUGUAGUUUGAUAGCUUUCUUGCUAAAUAUAGAAAGUCUAUGAAAGGAACAUUACUUUUAAUGGUGUGACAAAAAAAUUCUUUUAAUCUCUCGAUUUGAAUUUUAGAAGGAAUUGUUUUGCUGAGUUAUGUGACUCAAUAUGAUACUUAACGCAUUUUUUAAAAAUUUUUGUUUCCUCUUGUUUGCAUUUUUAUUAGAUUCAUUAUAGAAACAAAUUAAGUUGAUUAAUAUAUUUCUCAUUAAUUUUAUUUGCUUGUUUCAAAUGUGUUAUCUAAGUAGUACAUCAUAUUUAAUAAUUUUAAUCAUAAAUUUCAUCUCAAAUAUCAAGCCUUUAUUUUAACUUGUUUUUUGUUCACUAUUUGUAUUAUUUUAGUUUGUAUAUUGAUUGUAUAAGGAGAAAGUAUUGUGAGAAAAUUGAUUUGAAUAGAUCAAUUGAUAUGGAUUAUGAUAAAUAUAUAUUGCUGUACACCUGUGUAUUGCUAUUUAAUUAGUAGUAUCCUAGAAUAUUAAGGCCAAUAUUUACAUUCCUUAUCUUUAUUUGUGCCAUGUACCUGCUGCGGUUUAUAUUCGUUAGUUGGCCCACAAGCAAUAGCGGCAUUGAAUUUUUACAUUAUGUACAUAUAGAACAUUUCAUGUUAUCAUGUCACAUUUUAUUUAGCUUCUUGUCCUGUGAGAAAAUCUGGAAUUGCAAAUGUGUCAUCGCUGCCUUCAUUAUUCUUUAAUAUUUCUAACUCUCAGAUUACUAGUAUUAAAUAAAAAUUGAUGACAUUUGUGCACUUUCUUUAAAGUAAUGAUCAAGUAUUCGCUGGGAUUAUAUAAGUAAAUAUAAACGGUAAUUUAUAUUUGCAAUUCUGCUUCCUCACAGGCAUUUAAAAACAACAAAUACUUUAGAAAAAGCAUGGAAGUAUACUUUUAAAGUUUCGUUUAUUUAGUGAGCCAGCGAUUCUACUAUCUCACAAAUAUAUUUAAUAAACCUCUAACUCCCAUUUUGUGGUAUUUUGUAAUCUAUUGACCUACCGUGUUGUCCUGUGCAUGUUAACUGUAGACAUUGUAUUAAUGUGUAAGUUUUAUACGGACUGUAAUAACAAUCUUCCAUGUGCAGUAUAAAUAAAUUAGAUUUUGCUGUAAGGAAACCCUUUUUCUUGAAGAAUAAAAAUUUUUGUUUAGAGAAGUUUAUCAUUAACCAAGGAGGAUCUAGUUUGUUUCUAGCUAACUGGUGAUAUUUUUGAAACUAAUAAAAAGCUAGGUUACAAAGUGUACAAAAACGCUGUCUUCGAAUAUUUUUCAUUACACGUUUUUGUAUACAUUGAUGUGUUUGAAUCUAUAUAACUAAAAAUGCGGGAGGACUUUUUAAGCGUUCCCAAGUUAGAUUAAAUGAUGUUUAGCUUACUUUUAUAGUUCUCAAGGUUUAAGUAAUUGUAUCAUAAUGUUCUUAAUAAUUAUUCUAUAUUCUGAAAUAAAAAAUUUAUUAGUGAUUAAAAUUAUGAAAUUAAAUAAAAACCUUUCAUAAGGUUGGUUAUAUCGUAGAAUUGAAGUUAUACAAUACUGCACUGGUGAGCUUUGCUGUGACGUUUAAAUGUACAAAAAUAAAAUUGUCAAGCUUAGUGAAUUCAUCAGUUUCUUGUAAAAUUGUAUUUAAGGCUUGCACAUAUCAGUAUCGUAUUGCCCAGUGUAAUGUUGCAAUAUUUGUUUUCCAUUAUAUUAACAAUAUUUAUGCUUUGCUUUUGAUAAAUUCAUGUAACAACUACUUAAAGGCCUGUUGUAAACUACCUGCUGCAGUAGAAUAUUACUGCUGCAUGGUAGUAAAAAAUAUUAAAAGAUGAAUUUUUAAGUUAAUUGAAGUAACAAGUACUGUAGUGCACAAAAUGUCAUUCAAUAUGUGGUAAAUUCUAAAUAAAGGAUUAAUGAUAA
This is a messenger RNA of Parasteatoda tepidariorum (common house spider), 4467 nucleotides long. Its product is annotated as amyloid-beta-like protein. Gene Ontology annotation, biological process: central nervous system development; axonogenesis. Gene Ontology annotation, cellular component: membrane; neuron projection; neuronal cell body. Gene Ontology annotation, molecular function: heparin binding; transition metal ion binding. NCBI's taxonomy places the organism in Eukaryota, Metazoa, Arthropoda, Arachnida, Araneae, Theridiidae. The record is from RefSeq and is a predicted model, not a curated record.